CAGAGCAUCAAAUUUGCAUGACUGAAGAAAGCCAGAAAAUGUCCUACCAGAUAGCUUGGGUGAUUCUACUCUGUCUGCGGAUGACUGCUUCACGGGAAGGGAUAUUGAUCCAGCAGAGCCCAGCACAGAUCUUUCUGGCCUCUGGAGAAACUGCACGGAUAGACUGUAAGCUUUCAACAAGAAGUCAGUAUAUAUACUGGUACAAAGAGCUUCAGAAUGGAAGUUUGCACAGGAUUUACCACAGUUAUGAGUUUGCUGCAGCUCCACAUGAAAAAUACUCGAGUACAGUGAACAUUACGGCAAAAACGUUUACUCUGAUUAUAAGUAACGUACAAAGAAAUGACUCUGGGGUGUAUUACUGUGGCCUUGCUGUAUACGUACAUCCGAACUUUGGGAAUGGGACCAGGCUAAUUGUCACAGAUGCCUCUGAGCCGAGCCUUUCCAUCCUGGUUCCCUCCAACCCAGAUGAUGCUGAGCUUCCCCCCGUCAUUCCUCUGCUCUGCCUGCUCUCUGAUUUCACUCCUCCCUGGAGUGCUGUUCUUUGGGACACUGGUGAGCAAGUGUCUGAAGGUCAGAUGGAUACUGGAGCCAUAGACGGGAACGGGGUCUUUAGUGUUUGGAGCCUAAUGACAAUCCCUCCUGCGACGUGGAACCAGAAGACAAACUGCAUUUGUACAGCCAAGGAGAACAGCACAGGGAGAAGCAUCAAUGCUACAGUCUCCAAGGAAACAGAUGAGGCCUGGAAAGAAAACUGCAAUGAUGUGUUAUAUGUUGGGCUGUCUUGUAUUUUCAUCCUUGUCGUCAUCCAGCUGCUGAUCCUGCUCUUCAGAAAGUGUCCAACCAGAGCAGGGAGAGCUGUGCAAACAGGGAAUCAAAUACCUAUGAGGCACAUUCCACAGACCGAGUAUGCAGCUGUGAGGUACAAGAAAUGAAAAGUCCCUUUUUAACUGACAUGGUCUGACAAAAUUAUUUAUGGGGUUUAAAGAAGCUAUGCAUGAGGAGAAAAUUAAAGUGAAAGAGAAAUUCUGAGUCUAAUGUCUGCACUUUACUAAUUACUAAAAUGUGAGGUGGCUGGCCUUAAAAUACAACUUGUUAUAAAUGUACCAGUCUCCAAACUCUUUUUGACACCACCUAUUUAAAUAAAUUGUUUUCUUUUUGGUUAUUGUGGAGAAUUACUUGCUCUGUUAUCCCCACAUCAUUAGUGUCCUUGGGAGCUUCGCCAUUGACUUCUGUGAGCAUAGGAUCAAGCCUUUAAACAGGAUUGUUUUACAUAUUUACACAAGGGAUUUGAUUCUAUAUUCUUUGUGCCCCCCAAAGUCCUACUGAAGUAGAUGGGAGCUUGGGGGACACCGGAAAGCAGAAUGGGGCUUUAAGACUUACGAGAUGUUUCGUUAUCUUUGCAUAAUCUCCAAUUAUUAUCAUCAUUUAAAAAAAAAAAGCAUUUGAAGCUCGAGGAGUUAAGUGAAAACCUAAUUUACCAAUUGUUCUUAUUCUUUUUCCUGUUAUGCAGAGUGUUUCAUAGGGGGAAAAUGCCUUGUUUAAUGGGGUUUUUUUAAUGGUAUUAAAUGUGGUAGCAACUGUUCUUGAGAAAAAGUCAAUAGGGGUUCUCACAACAAAUUUUUUGGUAGUCUCAGAGUGUGACCACCAACUCUCACUGGUGGCCGCACGGACACUUUUUCCUAGAAUACUUAAUUAACUUUAGGAAAAACAAAUAAAUAUGCACAUAUACAAAUACAAAUCAUUGUAAUUUAUUUAUGUAAGAUGAUCCUUCUGCUGACUCAAUAAUGCUGUGAAUGGUGAUAUUUCUCCACUUGUGAGGUAACUCCCUUCUCUUCAUGUGUCAGUAUACUAAUGCCUGCAUCUGUAAUUUUCACUCCAUGCAUCUGAAGAAGUGCA
This is a messenger RNA of Caretta caretta (loggerhead turtle), 1896 nucleotides long. The record is from RefSeq and is a predicted model, not a curated record. NCBI's taxonomy places the organism in Eukaryota, Metazoa, Chordata, Testudines, Cheloniidae.